Molecule: messenger RNA, 2637 nt
Organism: Echinostoma caproni
Lineage: Eukaryota; Metazoa; Platyhelminthes; Trematoda; Plagiorchiida; Echinostomatidae
Source: the annotation of a GenBank genome assembly
AUGCGGAAAAAGUCAACAAGAAACCCGACUAGCAGAGGCGAUGCGCCCUUUCUUACAUCCAGUCGCGGCUAUGGCUCCACACAAUAUAUUGAUCAUUCAUCGGAUGUGGCCUCGAGCAUAGCAAACCUGUUUGGCAAUAGUGCGUUCAGUGAUGUUACAUUGGUUGUGCAAGGUGUACAGUUUGCGGCACAUAAAGCCGUCUUGGCUGCUCGUUCUGAAUACUUUCGAGCACUGCUCUAUGGCGGACUUGCUGAGACUUCAUGUUCGGUGAUCCAUUUGAACGAUAUCAGUUCUACCGCAUUCAGGCAUACAAUGCUAGAUGUUCUCGGUUUGGCGCAUCAGUAUGAUUUACGUGGCUUGGAGUCGGCAUUGUCAGCACACUUAACUCAUUCACUUCGUCUUUCUAAUGUAUGGCUUAUUUACAAUUUGGCCGUCAUGUACAACUUGGAAGAGCUUGUCAACGCAUGUCUGAAGUUUCUCGAUGGUAUUGCCCCAGUACCACUUCACAGUUCACAAUUCCUCAGUUUAUCGCAAGCCGCCGUGGAACGAUUGCUAUCUCGUGAUAGUUUCUGCGCCGCUGAAAUCGAAAUUUUCCGCAGUCUUUGCGCUUGGUUCCGAGCUGCCCAGGAAGCUGAGACUCGCCAACCACCCGGACAGUUGACCAACGCCACGGCCUCAAUUGAACCAUUGGUAUUACGUGGUGAAGUUCUUGGUGAUUCGCGCUCCGUAUCCACACCAACGAAACCGGAACAAUCCACCGGUGGUCACGUGGAAGUAGCGGAGUUAAGGGAGGAUUCAGAUUCCAGGAGAAGUGUUGGGGAAAAUAGUUCCGACUUACUCCCUCCGAAGCCCCCUGCUAUCGUCGAAACUGAGUUCACAUGGGGUCGUGAUGGAAUUGAAGCACGUCAGCAGCGAAUGAUGCGACGCUGUGUCCGAUUUGAGCUGAUGACACUUACCGAGCUGCUGACAGAAGUUCGCGCAUCCAAACUAGUCAGCCCAGAUGACUUGUUGGACGCAAUCAGCCGCCAAGCCAAAAGUUCGGAUGCAUUACCUCAUCGCGGUUGGAUGUUACCGGGUGUAAAUCUGGCCUCACCACGUUUCGCCUGUUCCCUCGUUUCCGGAGAGGAAGGGGGCUAUCCGUAUUUCUUUGUGGAUGACGUGGAAGAUGAGAACGGCACAAAGGGUCUGGGUGAAAUCCAGUUCAGUUUGAGCGCGUUGGAUCUCACGACCGCAUUAGCCAACGGAACUGUGGCGGUUCAUCCAAGUAACGCGCCGGUCCAGAUCGAGCAAGGAGAUGAGAACGGGGUGGAGGAGGAUGAGGAGGACGAAGAGGAUGAAGAAGACGAGAUCGAGUUAGACCUAAUAGCUGGCGAUCAGCCACCCGUAACGACACACUGGCAACAUGCAGAGGAUGCGAACGAGCUAUCAACCCGUAUUGAGAACGUGUGCCAACAAGUGGACGGUUUUCUCAUUCCCACAUAUAAUGUGGCCAGUGUGGAGCACGGAGCCACGGUUCUGGAAGGAGUGAGUCGCAAUCGGAACGCCCUGAUUGAUGGGAAUGCUCGAAUGUACGAUUGGAAUUCGGGAUACACGUGCCAUCAACUCGGUAACGGGGCGAUUGUUGUUCAACUAGCACAACCGUUUCUCCUGCGCUCAAUGCGUCUCCUAUUGUGGGAUUUGGACGAUCGAACCUACAGCUAUUCAGUGCACGUAUCGACCAAUCGAGAAGAUUGGCGUCUGGUGCACGACGCGACACGAGAGCAUUGCCAGUCGUGGCAGAUUAUCACAUUCCCCCUUCAGUUGGUCACAUUUAUUCGAGUGGUCGGAUCGCACAAUACCGCGAAUGAGGUGUUUCAUUUGGUACAUCUUGAGUGCCCAUAUCCACCGGCAGAGCAACAACCGGACGAUCGAGCCGAUUCACCAAAAGAUGAUGGUCAUCCUGCACAGAGUUUACCUGAUCCCAAUCCAGACUUUGGGGGAAUACUGACCAGUAGCGGGGCACCUAGUGAAUCCAAUUCUCUGACUGAACAUCCUUCUUACCAGGCCACCCAAGCGACAGAAUUGUUAGAUCAUUCAAGUGUCUUGGCAUUGGAUACGGUGACUAAUUCGUCCGUUUACGCCACAGAAUUAGAAACCCGACCGAAUUCCCCUCCGAUCACGACAGUUUUGGGGCGUUCAGGCACCGCAGAAUCUCUCCCCCAAUUGGCCCCAGUUGCUGGUGGUUCAUUAACUAAUCUCCCCGAUCCGGACCAUUUGCAUUUGGGUGAAAAUCCCUCGGAACCGGAACCAGAUUCAUCCAUUUAUACCAGUCGUUUUAGUUUGGAUCGAGCUGAAUCUCAACAUGGCUACAAUCGUCCAACGAAUCUUGCAACCAGCACAGAUGGACAGGAGAACCUCCAAGUCCCCGAAACCUAUUCAGAAGUUGGUCGUUCCCUGUCACGUCAUUUGUCAAUUGGGUCGUCCGUAUGCGGCUUGCCCGUGAACAACAACAACAACAACACUACGGUCAUAUCCUCGGGUUCGACUCGAAACACCUCCUCCGUGGUCCACGCCCGAACGACCAAUUCACGUGCACAGAAUUCCCACUCUUCUCUUCCGAUGCUCGAGCCAGCUGAGCAGAAUAUCUCUUUUCCUUGA